GUCGUCAUGCUGUCAACCAGGCCCCUGGGUCUGGUCUUGCUACCGCUGAGCCGUCUCCGGAGGUGGCCAGGGUUCGGGACCUUUCCAUUCCUGCGCUGCCUUGGGCAAAAGCCCUUCGAGAGAGCCCGGUUAUCGUGUUGCAAAUUCUCGUCUAGAGACGCGCGAGAUGAAGGAGAGCGCGAGGCGGCACAGAGGAAAGCCCCAGACGCAGAGUCGCCUCCAUCUCUCCCUCCGCUCGUCCGGGGACUUGGGACCAGAUGUCUUUCGUCACUGGAAAGCCUCAGACUACCGACACCGCGAAAGGAGUCACCCCCUCGAGAGCGCGAGGGCUCGAGUGAAGACCAGGGCCAGUCGGGUCCCGCACACCAGGGAUCCGGGGGUCCCUCACUGCCCGCCUUGGCCCAGUCUGCCACCAAGGAUGACGAUCUUCACGUCUCCUCUUCCUGGUCAACUACCCGAGAGGUGCCUUUUCGGGCUGGGGAGCUGAUUUUAGCUGAGACUGGGAAGAGAGAAACACAAUUUAAAAAAUUAUUUAGGUUGAGCAAUGCCGGACACUUAAAUAGUACCUGGGGGGCAGUCCCGUUCAGCGACAUCGUGGGGAAGUUCCCCGGCCAGAUACUGACGAGUUCCUCUGGUAAGCACUUCAUGCUGAGGAGGCCAGCAUUGGAAGAUUAUAUAUUACUGAUGGAAAGAGGGCCUGCCAUAACAUGUCCUAAGGAUAUGAAUAUGAUACUGUUGAUGAUGAAUAUCCACCCAGGUGAUACUGUUUUGGAAGCUGGCUCGGGCUCUGGUGGAAUGAGCUUGUUUUUAUCCAAAACAGUUGGAUCACAAGGACGAGUCAUAAGUUUUGAAAUUAGAAAAGACCACCAUGAACUGGCUAAGAAGAAUUACAAACACUGGCGUGAUUCAUGGAAAAUGAGUCACGUAGAAGAGUGGCCAGACAACGUGGAUUUUAUUCAUAAGGAUAUUUUAAGAGCAACUGAAGACAUAAAAUCUUUAACAUUUGAUGCGGUAGCUUUGGAUAUGUUGAAUCCUCAAGUUGCUUUGCCUGUUUUAUACCCAAAUCUUAAACAGGGUGGUGUAUGUGCUGUGUAUCUAGCAAACAUCACACAGGUUAUUGAACUUUUAGAUGGAAUUCGCAUCCGUGAACUUGCCCUCUCAUGUGAAAAGAUAAGUGAAGUUAUUGUCAGAGAUUGGUUGGUUUGCCUUGCAAAACAGAAAAAUGGAAUUUUACCUCAAAAAGUGGAACCUAAAAUCAACAGAGAUUUACAAUUACAUUCUCAAAAGAAAAUUAGAAUUGAAGGUGAGAUGUUUCAAGAAGAUGACCAUGAAGAAUCACAUUCUGAUUUUCCCUAUGGAUCAUUUCCCUAUAUUGCUAGACCUAUACACUGGCAAGCUGGUCAUACAGCUUUUCUUGUCAAGUUGAGGAAGUGCAAACCAUAACUUAACUGA
Messenger RNA from Lipotes vexillifer (Yangtze River dolphin), 1452 nucleotides. RefSeq names its product tRNA methyltransferase 61B (gene TRMT61B). Gene Ontology annotation, cellular component: tRNA (m1A) methyltransferase complex; mitochondrion. Gene Ontology annotation, biological process: tRNA methylation. The transcript is spliced from 7 exons. The record is from RefSeq and is a predicted model, not a curated record. NCBI's taxonomy places the organism in Eukaryota, Metazoa, Chordata, Mammalia, Artiodactyla, Lipotidae. Gene Ontology annotation, molecular function: tRNA (adenine(58)-N1)-methyltransferase activity.